Messenger RNA from Rhodofomes roseus, 324 nucleotides. RefSeq names its product hsp10-like protein. Gene Ontology annotation, cellular component: mitochondrial matrix. The record is from RefSeq and is a predicted model, not a curated record. The transcript is spliced from 3 exons. Gene Ontology annotation, molecular function: metal ion binding; ATP binding; protein folding chaperone. The annotation marks the transcript as partial. NCBI's taxonomy places the organism in Eukaryota, Fungi, Basidiomycota, Agaricomycetes, Polyporales, Fomitopsidaceae.
CAGGCUGCCCAGGCGACAUUCAAGUCCAUCAAGGCCGUCGUGCCUCUCCUUGACCGUGUCCUCGUCCAGAGGUUCAAGCCCGAGACGAAAACCGCGACAGGCAUCUUCCUGCCGGCGUCUGCGACGAGCAACCCCCUCCCCGAGGCGACCGUCAUCGCGGUUGGCCCCGGCGCAACGAACAAGGAGGGCAAGAUUAUUCCUACGGCGGUCAAGGCCGGUGACCGCGUCCUCCUCCCUGGCUGGGGCGGCAACUCGAUAAAGGUUGGCGAGGAGGAAUUCUUCCUCUUCCGGGACUCGGAGAUCCUCGCGAAGAUCCAGGAGUGA